Molecule: messenger RNA, 2225 nt
Organism: Hyalella azteca
Lineage: Eukaryota; Metazoa; Arthropoda; Malacostraca; Amphipoda; Hyalellidae
Exons: 6
Coding region: 119-1360 (413 amino acids)
Source: RefSeq, a predicted model, not a curated record
CAUCUUCGGAAAGUUCAUCUUCCCGCUCUGCUUCGGGGCUUGUGUGACGAUACUCUUCAGGAAAUGCCACCUAAUCCAUAAACCAGAGUUUCCUUAUGACAUUUCCUUUGACCUGAUCAUGGACGUGCUCCUGCUGAGUCCAUGUGACGAGCUCGAGCGGUGUGAAGGUGAAGAAUUUAUAAUGGGCAACCACAUAUGGCCCGGCGACGAGUUUGUCCGCGACGUUCUGCCUCUGAGCGUUGCUGCCGUAUUGAAAGAGAUGGCAACCUAUUCUGAACCUUACGUGAAGAAAUCUCUUGCCUUCUUAUGGCCGGUGACUGUAACUGUCUUCGCAAAAUCUGAAGAACUCGAGCGACUGUCACUCGAUGCAAAGGAAAACUCAAUCAGAACCAUUCAACACUUCCUUGCUAGCAACGCACAGUUCUGGAACAAUUUUCAAAUCAUGGAUGAGGUUUCUUUGAACUGUAUCGUGCAUUCACUUUCCACCAAUACGUUCUCGGAACUGGAAGCCGUUUUCAGCAAAACUAUGGACAAUACUUUCCGGUUCGAUGUAUAUGCCCGGACCAGCCGGGUCACCACGUGCUUUUUAGUCGUUGAUGAAGACAGCGUAGGACAAAAUGCUGGGAUUUCUGGCAACGUUUUCACCGAUGAUGACGUUAGUGAGAUCUUCGUUCUCUCUAUACUGCUCCUUAUGAUGUAUAUCAUACUUGCAGUGAUGGAGACUCCACAUAUAGGACUUUGUUCCUUCAAGUUCCGGGCGCCGGGAAAGUUAGUGUUUCUCAUCAACAUAAUGCUGGCGGUGACGCAGAGUUUGGUGGUGCGGGCAUUGAUGCUGCUCGGCUGGGAGCUCAGGAACGCCGUCGAGGACUCGGCAGGGAAUCUCUUCAGCAUGGCUAACGACAUCAGACAUCAGUUCUACCGCCAGGCUCUCGUCAGCUAUCUGUUGUCCCUCCAGGUGUUGCUGCUGAUGGCGAAGAGCGUCGUGAUGCCCUCGUUCUUGCAUUCUACCCUCACGUCCCUCAUCAGGAGCCUGAGGCUCACGCUGCAGAGGCUGUGGCAGGUGUUGGCGCUCGUUUUGCUUGGCAUAUUCGCCAUGUCGACUCUCCUUUACUCCAUCACCGACGAUGAAACGCUUGCGCUGCUCACUCUCGAGGGUUCUUUCAUCUCUAUACUGAAAGCUGAAAGUCGUUCUUUGAGUUCUGCGAGUCGUCUUUUCCUGCCUUUUGAUCUGUUCGUGGGGCUGUUCCUGAUGACUAUACUCCUGGCGUAUAUCGCUGACAUCGCUGAAGACCAACAACCUGAUGAAACGAUUUCAUCGUCCUCGGAUGAAGAUUCUGACGAUGACUCGUUCGGAAUUUGAAUAGAGCUCAGACUAAUGAGUUGAUGCGAGUUUGAAGAACUCACGAUGAUUCAUGAUUCAUACGUGGUUGAAGACUAGCAUGAUUCAAGCCGGGGACAAAAUUUCAUGAUGGCACGUAAGAUUCGACGAGCGAGUAGUUUUAGAUAUGAAUAAGCAUGAAAGAAGCACAUAGAAGACGUUAAAUGCUUUGUAAUUUGAUCAGUUAUUACAUGAUCACUCAUGGAAGUUUGUUCCCAACAUCCACCGUUCAGUUGAGUAAAAUUGAUAACGAUCGUGUGUAAAUUAAAACAAGUUGGCAUGCCAGAACCUCACGAACAAGGAAUUGCUGAUCAAUGAAAAGCCUGCUAAGAUGUGUGUUGGUAGCUCUGAUGGCUCAAAACACUUUUGUAAUGCAUGAGCUCACAAUAUGUGGCUGAUAAUUAUUUCUUAUUUAAUACUUUUAUCGUUGGAAUUAUUUUGCAUUGCAGUCAAAAGAGACGGAUCUGAUGCGUUCUAUUGUUUUUGCAUGAUAAAAAAUGUAAAAAAUGUACCACGAACAAGAUGUAAAAUUCAUCAUUACAUGAAAGGAAUACGUAGGAGACGUAUAGAUUAAUGCAAGGUUAUGUCCAUCGUUUAUCCUACCUACCUAUUGUAGUAGGUAGCUCAUAAACAUAAAUACACGGUUACCUGCAAUUAAUGUAUAUUCUUAUGUCAUAAUAUUCCGUCGAUAUUAUAUCGGAGCAUGUUUUUAUAGUAGAGUGUGAUAUUAAUCUAUCUUCACUUAAUUAAGGUGAUUUUCAUCGUCAUGGUAUAAUGUAUACAAGUAAAAUAAUCGUAAGCUAGACACACAAGAACUAAUCUCUACUCUUACGAUGGCGGCCGAGAU